Messenger RNA from Auanema sp. JU1783, 762 nucleotides. The record is from the annotation of a GenBank genome assembly. Lineage: Eukaryota; Metazoa; Nematoda; Chromadorea; Rhabditida; Rhabditidae.
AUGGUAGACCGUCUGGUUCACAGUGAAGUUAAUAGUCGAAGAGUUGUUAAUGUGGAGCAAUGUUUUGGAAAAGGAAGUAUGACUUUGAAUACUUACGGUCGGGUUUUAGUAGGAGAAGGAAUCCUCGUUAAAAUGUGCAGGAAAAAACCGAAACAGAGGCAAUUCUUUUUGUUCAAUGAUAUUCUAGUUUACGGCAACAUUGUUAUUUCAAAAAAACGGUAUAACAAGCAAAGGGUGAUUCCACUAGAUUCCGUUACGUUAGAAGAUCUCUUAGAUGAAGGAACUUUGAAAAAUGGAUGGGUCAUCAAAACACCAUCAAAAUCAUUUGCCGUAUAUGCUGCAACAGCUACAGAAAAGAAAGAAUGGAUGCUCCAUAUAAAAAGAUGCGUUGAUGUGAUAAAAUCGAAAGAAGAUUCAAAAGAAGUUCAACUAGCUCCUGUUUGGGUCCCAGACAAUGUCGCUACGAAGUGCAUGUGUUGUAAGCGAAAAGAAUUUAAUUUAGUUAGUCGUAGGCAUCAUUGUCGUGCUUGUGGUGACGUUGUUUGCGGAGGUUGCUCCACACAUUCCUUAAAAAUUGAUACAGUUAAUAAGAAUAACCCAGUUCGUGUUUGUGAUAAGUGCUUUGAUUCAAAAACCAGACCAAAAAAUACUAAUUCUGAUGGCAAGACAGCCAAGGAAAAUAAAGAAGAGGGAAGUGAUUCUUCCGAUGAUGAAGUCGAGUUGGACAAACCAAUAUCUAAGCCCACAUUCUACAACGGAUAA